AUGAUGCUGAGUGGAGGGAGCGAGCAGGAUGGAAGGGCGUUAGGAGGUGGCAGAGGUCGGGGGGAGCAAGACCAUGGCAUGCUUUGAAGGUAAAAUCGCGAAGAAUUGUGGAAAAAUGUUAACUGAGUAUUAAUUUGCAUCCUGUUCAAGAGCUGCAGGAAACUCAUUUCCUAAUUGUAGGAGAAUGUAGAGAAUGGUCAGCAAGUCUCAAACUAUGUAGAACUUCAGAGGCAGGAGGUGAAAGUGAAUUGUAAUCUGGCUCAAUGAUAAACCUCUCUCUGAACGAGUAACAGUUAAUAAACUAAUGAAGACAAAAAGGUCGCAUUGUUGACAAGACCCUGAAGGUUCACCAACCCUGGACCCCACCCCUCACUCAGCCUUUAAACACAGAGUUUACCCUCAGCCACUGAGCGAUCAGCACCCAUUGCACAUUGCAACACACUUCCCGCCUGUGCUAUAUUGACAUGGCUGAAGACAGUGGAAUUCUGGGGCCAGCUGAUUACAGAAAUUAUCAGAGUGGCCGCUGGAGCAAUCGGAUUCACCAAACCUACUGCCUGAUGCACACCUACCAAACAGUCCGCUUUGUGAAGGACAAGGACCUUGGUUUAAUAUCAAAUCAGAACAAGGUUUCUGUUUCCCAGCACAUCCAGUGGGCCUCAUGCAAUCACAAGGAGAUGACUCUGAUGGAAGCCCUUUGUGCCCUUGAUGACUUGGUAGAUGAGUCCGACCCAGAUGUUGAUGUCCCAAACUCCUUCCACGCCUAUCAAACAGCAGAGGAGAUCAGGAAGGACCAUCCAGAUAAAGAUUGGCUGCACCUCGUAGGCCUGAUACAUGACGCAGGAAAAAUACUUGCACUGUGGGGUGAGCCGCAAUGGUCUGUGGUGGGAGAUUCGUAUCCAGUCGGAUGUCGUUUUCAGAAUUCUAUCGUCUACAGAGACUCCACGUUUACUGAAAAUCCAGACCAGAAGGACCCACGUUACAAUUCGCUGUGUGGAAUUUAUGAGCCAAACUGUGGCCUGGACAAAGUGCUGAUGUCCUGGGGACACGAUGAAUACAUGUACAACGUUCUCAGAGUCAACAAGUGCAAAAUUCCAGAAGAGGGGCUGUACAUGAUUCGCUUCCACUCUUUCUACCCCUGGCACACCAGCGGGGACUACAUGCAUCUCUGCAACAGUAAGGACCUGCGCAUGCUGGAGUGGGUUAAAGAAUUCAAUAAGUUUGACUUGUACACCAAGUACCAGAAACUGCCCGACAUCAAGCAGCUGCAGCCAUAUUACCAGUCGUUGAUUGACAAGUACUGUCCAGGAAAGUUACGCUGGUGAUCGCAGAAUCCAGUGCUGGUGAUCUGGCAAAGUGACCCCCAGCACUCAACACUAGGAGAGCACCCAAUGCAUGGGAAUGUGGGUAAUCAUACAGUACCCCAACACUGGUAACUAAUCUACUGUACUCAAUACGGAUGAAGGGAUCUACAAUAUCCAGGCACUGGUAAAAAGAUCAGCAACAGCAGCAAAUGAUCUGCAAAACACCAGAAGCCUGCAUCUCAAAGCUGACAUGAUUUCCUGUUUCAUAAAACACUGUUACAAUUAA
Messenger RNA from Callorhinchus milii (elephant shark), 1587 nucleotides. It is a transcript of the gene miox, whose product is annotated as myo-inositol oxygenase. Gene Ontology annotation, molecular function: inositol oxygenase activity; iron ion binding. Lineage: Eukaryota; Metazoa; Chordata; Chondrichthyes; Chimaeriformes; Callorhinchidae. Gene Ontology annotation, cellular component: cytoplasm. Gene Ontology annotation, biological process: inositol catabolic process. The record is from RefSeq and is a predicted model, not a curated record. The transcript has 11 exons. Bases 465 to 1322 code for a protein of 285 amino acids.